GGUGGCUGCCGAGUCCGAGCCCCAGAAGGACCUGGCCUUCGUUGGAUACACAUACAAGCGCUUUGACAUGCUGACGCGCAAGAACGCCGUCUAAGCCAUUGCUCUCCCUAUACCCCCUUACACACAGCCUACUUUUACUUUUCUCUCUCCCCUUGUAAGGUCAUUCAAAACAUGCUCUUUACAUCCAUAACCCGUCGACAAGCGCGACCGCGGCCAAUUUCUGCUGCCGAUGCUGUUGCCGACGGAACGCAGCUGCUGUGAUUUUAUUAUUUGUUUUUACCAAACCAAACCAUGCCGCUUACGAAUCGUUCGUCGCAUCCCAGCACUUGCCCGCCCCGGUACCACUGUCCAGCGGCAGCGGCGCCUGUCCACAUCUGCUUGGCACCUAAGCAACCGGCUCACGCACGUCGACGAGUCGGGCGAGGCCCACAUGGUCGAUGUCAGCGCAAAGACCCCGACCUUGCGCACAGCUGUGGCACGCGGCCGCGUUCUCAUGAACAAAGAGACAUUCGACCUCAUCAAACAGGACGGGAUCAAAAAGGGCAAUGUGCUGACAGUGGCCCAGAUUGCCGGCAUCCAGGGCGCCAAAAAGCUGUUCGCAAAUGAUCCCGCUCUGCCAUCCCAUCAACCUGACCAAGGUUGCUGUAGAGUUUGCCUUGGUUGAUGGCCUGGAGGAGCCGCAUAGCUGUGCUGUCGAGAUUUCGUCGCUGGUAAAGUGCAAGGGCGAGACAGGCGUCGAGAUGGAGGCGCUGUCGGCGGUGUCGGUGGCAGCGUUGACUAUUUUCGACAUGUGCAAGGCGGUGACCAAGGACAUGCGGAUUGAUGGCGUGCGGG
This is a messenger RNA of Linderina pennispora, 834 nucleotides long. RefSeq lists its product as uncharacterized. Gene Ontology annotation, biological process: Mo-molybdopterin cofactor biosynthetic process. The record is from RefSeq and is a predicted model, not a curated record. Lineage: Eukaryota; Fungi; Kickxellomycota; Kickxellomycetes; Kickxellales; Kickxellaceae. The transcript has a single exon. The coding region runs from base 230 to 664 and encodes 144 amino acids.